Messenger RNA from Phragmites australis (common reed), 753 nucleotides. Its product is annotated as lariat debranching enzyme-like. The transcript has 6 exons. Bases 1 to 753 code for a protein of 250 amino acids. Gene Ontology annotation, molecular function: RNA lariat debranching enzyme activity. Gene Ontology annotation, biological process: mRNA splicing, via spliceosome. Gene Ontology annotation, cellular component: nucleus. The record is from RefSeq and is a predicted model, not a curated record. NCBI's taxonomy places the organism in Eukaryota, Viridiplantae, Streptophyta, Magnoliopsida, Poales, Poaceae.
AUGUCGGACGACGCGGAGGACAAGACCUUGUACGUAGGCGGCGAUGAGUGGCCACAGUCUCCGAGGCCCUAUGAUGACAUCGGCUCUCCUACUUAUUUGUUGCUGGAGCCGAACGAGCACAUGCUGUUGCCACCUCCGUCGGUAGUAGUGCCACCGCCGGCCUCCCUGCAGUCUCCAUAUUUGUAUGAAAAUACUACAUAUGACUGGAUCUAUGGAGACCGGCAGAAGCUCAUUUUAGAGAAAGAGUUCUUUGAAAAAGAGGUUAACAACAGAACACUAGGCAGCAGACCUGCAGCUGAAUUACUGAACAAACUAAAACCACCGUACUGGUUUUCAGCUCAUCUCCACUGUAAGUUUCCUGCUAUCAUCCAGCACAGAGAGGAUGGACCUACGACAGUUGUAGACAUUACAUCUGAGCCAGGACUAUAUGAAAUCCAGUAUGAUGAAGAAUGGCUUGCAAUAACACGAAAAUUCAACAAUGUUUUCCCCUUGACUUGGAUGCGAUUUACAAUGCGGUAUGAGCUGCUUCACACUCAGGAUGACCGACAAUGGAUUAGGAGCAAGUUGAGUACUAGAGGGGCUAAGCCUUUUGAUUUUGUCCAGACUGCACCAUCUUUCAAUGCUUCCAAUCCAGUGUCUAAACCCUUCAUAACAGGGGUUCAUAAAAAUGCGUCAAGCUCUCAACCAGGAUACACACUUGAUGAUGAUGAUAUAGAACUACCGCAGGUCUGUCCCUGGGCAAGUGUAAGCUGA